CUCACGCUGGAUCCUGCAGUCUACACACCAUGGACCUGCAGCUGCUGGAGCAUCGGGUGCGGGUGACCAGCAUUGACAAGUCCGGCCUCUGGUUCUACACUCACCCCAUCGUCAAGUUAUUGUUCCUGCGGCAUCGUACCAGAUGCAAAUUCUUCAGUUUGACAGAGACGCCAGAGGAUUACACGUUGAUGCUGGAUGAGGAAGGACUUGCAGAGUUACCACAGUCCAAUUUUCUACACGUGGCAGAGAAUACGUGGAGAGUCCUGAAUGUGCUGUCCAACGGGAUCCAGACUGGAGGUGUCACAAAGAUUGCCAAGUCUGUCAUUGCUCCUCUGGCAGAGCACAAUGUCUCUGUGCUGAUGCUUUCCACGUACCAGACUGAUUACAUUUUGGUGCGGGAGGAUGAUUUGGCUGUGGCUUUCCAAACUCUCUUGGAAGAACUUACAAUUUACAAAGAAGAAAAUGGAGAGUUGGUCCGCAUGAGUCUCGGGGAAGCCACCAACGGCUUGAAAACCAGGAGCUUGUUCAAUUUGACAGUACAUCCUGUGCAAAGUCCUACGAACAAGUUUUGUAUUCUGACAUUGGAUCGGGACACGCUGCCCUCCAUUACUACCAUUCUGUUAGAUGUCCUGUUCUACUCCCAUAAGUCACAUGAAGAUUCUCCUUUACAGGACAGCGAAUCCUUUCCGUUUUUUGCCUUCUCCUUAAUAGACGGAUAUAUUUCUAUUGUUAUGGAUACAGAGACACAGAAGAAAUUCCCCACUGACUUACUUCUAACAAGUUCAUCCAGAGAGCUGUGGCGGAUGGUGAGAAUUGGAGGGCAGCCCCUGGGCUUUGAUGAGUGUGGAAUAGUGGCACAGAUAGCAGGGCCUCUGGCUACAGCAGAUAUAUCCGCUUAUUAUAUUAGCACCUUUAAUUUUGACCAUGCAUUGGUACCAGAAGAAGACAUUGACUGUGUGAUUAAGUUAUUACAUGAUCGGGAGGAAAAUAAAAGCUAGGGUAAAGUUUCGUGUCUAUUAUUACCAUAGCAAGACAGAGAAGUAAUGAUGGCGCUUCCGUGUGUGGUCCCCCUCUGAUCUUAGAGGAAUGAGAUCUCAAGCAAGAGUAUGGACAAUGAAGAGAACCUUUUUGUGUCUGUUUGUAUCUCCAUGGUGCUACAGCAGUCUAUCCAGUGCCAAUGAGCUAAAUGAUGCCUAGAUAUUUUGAAGAACUUUUAUUCUUAUCAUAUAUACGGAAAUGAUCAUAUAUAUUUCCGUGCUGUGUUGUUGAGUUAGUAAGCAGUGCUUUGUUUUGUGUAUGCAAUAAUCUGGUGUCUACAGUGGAACAGUUUUCCAUGGCAUCCAUUUGAUUUCGAUUUGUUGCAGCACCACCAGUAGAGCUUUGGUUUUAAGAGGACCUGUCACCGCUGCCAACAUGUCUUUUACUAAAUAAUUUUAUUUCCCAUGCAGUAACGAUUCUGGAGCAUCUUUUUCAUAAAACUCUAUGUUGUUGUGUUCGUCAAUUAUUGUUGUCCCAAUCACUCUACUCCUCCCCCCCAACUGGUAACACCCAGUUGCAGGUUUAUUAGUAAACUUCUAGUAGCAAUAACUAAGGAACGAAACAACAUGGAGUCAUAAGAAUAGAUGCUCCAGAAUUUAUAUUUCAUGGGGAGUUAUUAGACAGGAGAGAUGACAGGUCCUCCUUACUGUAUAAAAACAGUGUCUGCUUUUAGGGAUCCAUCAUGUCCAUGUUUUGGAGUGCAUGGAGAUCCUGCACCCACUGCAUGUGUGUGUAACUUUAUGAGCUCUGCUCUUUCUGUUACUAAUGGAUAUGUACCUCUUAUACACAUAUCAGCUCCACCCUGUGUGUGGAGUCAUUUGUAGUAUAGUGCCUUAUUUCCUAAGGGAAUGCUGUAGUUUAUAUUAUCGCCUUAUAACAUUGCAAGAAAGUAUGGAGGAAGAUGCUCCUUUCUCUAUGUACAUGUUUUAAGGCGGCUUUCGCUGGUGUUUUGCAGGGUCCGUCAGAGGUCUAAGUCAUAGGGAUUUGUCAGUUUCACCUCUGACAGAUGACACUAUGCAUUUACAGUGGCAUCCAUCAGAGGUAUAUUUUACCUGAUGAAUGGAGCCCAGCAGGACGUUGUUUUGUCUGCUGCAGGAUGAAUGGGGGUCUAUGGAUAUGUUUGGUCUAUGCUUUGGGAACUUCCCCAGGGCAUAAAGCAAGUGUGAACUGCAGUGUGAAAGUAGCCUAAGAGAGGAACUAUUUAAAAUUCUCAUUUCUCACAUUUCAAUUUUUGGAUAAUUUUUUAAUAUAUAUUUUUAAGCAGCAUAUGCAAGCUCUAUAAUUUACACUUCCAGUAUCCUUUGUAACACUCUGAUAAGAGUAACUGUACAUUUUGCAGAUAUGACUAGGUUUUUAUUACAGAUCUUUUCGUUUGAUCAGAUCAACUCUUUUGGAAGAGACAGUUUAGAGAGCUUAAUGAUAAUUCUAGUCAGCGGUUUCUUGCUGGCUGCCAACUUGUUACCAUUUCUAAUGUGUAAACCAGCCUCAUGUUAGUACAUAUGAAUAUGAUGUAUCUCUGUAUAGAAGAGUGUAUCUUUGUAUUUGAUGUUGCUAGCAUUAACAUGAAAAUAAACAUCUCAUUUAAA
Bufo gargarizans (Asiatic toad) is the source of this 2624-nucleotide messenger RNA. It is a transcript of the gene CASTOR1, whose product is annotated as cytosolic arginine sensor for mTORC1 subunit 1. Gene Ontology annotation, cellular component: cytosol. The record is from RefSeq and is a predicted model, not a curated record. Bases 30 to 998 code for a protein of 322 amino acids. Gene Ontology annotation, biological process: negative regulation of TORC1 signaling; cellular response to L-arginine. Gene Ontology annotation, molecular function: arginine binding. The transcript is spliced from 9 exons. NCBI's taxonomy places the organism in Eukaryota, Metazoa, Chordata, Amphibia, Anura, Bufonidae.